Molecule: messenger RNA, 4420 nt
Organism: Zea mays
Lineage: Eukaryota; Viridiplantae; Streptophyta; Magnoliopsida; Poales; Poaceae
Exons: 14
Coding region: 2028-4238 (736 amino acids)
Source: RefSeq, a predicted model, not a curated record
CCGCCUCGGCUAGCCCUUCACGCAGAUCCGCAGCCGCCCGACCCGCCAGGACCCCGCCUCUCCUUCCCCUCGGCGCUCAAACAACCAAGCCGAGGAAAUGCACCCACAAAUGUGGAAGCUCCGCGCAUCCACACGAACUGCCAUGCAACCACCUCGCACGAUCUGCCAUGCCCCCGUCUCGCACGAUCCACCAUGCCUUCGCCUCGGCUUCUCCUUCGUGCAACCGCCUGACCCGUCAGGACCCCGCCUCUCCUUCCCCUCCGCGGUCAAGCAACCAAUCCGAGAAAAUGCACCCACAAAUUUGGAAGCCGCGGCAAUGGCGCCCGAUUUGGCUAUGGCGUUCAUGAUUUGGAAACCGCACAAUCUACAUUGCCGAUUUGGAAAGCACGAUCUCGGUACUGCAAUCACAACAACUAUCCCCCAAAUGUCGCGCCCACCAACGACCAGCUGACUUAGGAACGUCCAAGCAGGAGCCUACUCCUCAUUUGCCCCUGUUCAGAGGACCCCCAGAUUUGGCAAUGCACCAUUCGGAACAAUCGCACUCGAUCUGGCAAUUGUGUGCAUGAUCUUCGUCGCCGAUUUGGAAAGCGCACGAUCUACGACGCUGAUUUGGAAAGUGCCUUGCCAAACGAUUCCAGCACAAAUCCCCCAAAUCGUGCACCCACCAUCGUUAAAAAGGUCACAAUUGCCAUCCUGCUCCAACCUUCCUACAACGACGGAAAUCCUGCGCUCACACUCCUCCAGGUGAGUCUACAUUGUGUUUACCAUUUCUCUUGUGUUGUAGCAGUUCAUGUGUUUCUGGUACCCGUCUCUUGGAUAUAUUGAGUUCACUUUUGAGAAUUUCUUUGCGGUAAGUUUGUUCAGUGGUUAUUUUUGUGUAUUUCUCUAAGUCAUAUGUUUUCGGUUAGGGCGGCUUUCCAGUUUAUUUGUCUACAUUAUCGACUGUUUGUGGGUUUGUCUACUUAAUUGUCACAAUUGUUUCCAGAUGAUUUUUGUGUAUUUCCAUAGAUGAAUUGUGUUACAAGCCGCUUGAAGUCCUAUAUGUACAAUAGGUUUGGUUUGGAUUAUUGUGGUGCAUGUGCAUGCUUCCUGUCAAUCCUUUGAUGCUCAGAUAUGCUGAUUUACAUGUGGAAAGUUAAUUAAGUUGCAACUUGUCUAUUUUUAACCAGCCUGUCUUGUAAAGGACAUGAGCUAUCAGCUAGAGACAUAGCAUGUCACACAAAGUUCCUGCUGAUACAAUGUAUUAGUUCCUGUUCACUUGUGUCUAUGUGCAUCCCUAUAAUUUUCUUCUUUUGAACAUACAUAACCAUGAUCUUUCCUGUUCGAACCUUCAUGCUCAUGGAAUGCAUUAGUGAGUCUGAUACAAUGAGUUAUAUCCUAUUGCUAACUGAAACAUUUUAACUAUGUUUAUGUAUUAGUUCAUAGUGUGCUCAGUUAUGAUUUGCAUUCUUAUCUAUGUACAAGUGUGCAAAAUAAUAUUGUGUUCUUUUAUAAUGUUGCAGAAAUGCUCUAAAAAAUCAUUGUUUUCAAUGAUUCCAUUUAAAUUUCCUUGCAAGGUAACAACCGGCUUAAUAAUAUUGUUGUAGAAAUAAACUCAACGGUACCUGACCUUUUCUCUGCAGUGUGUUCUUUUAUUUAUGCAAAUCUGAGACUCCAAUGAUUAUAGUUACAUAUCCUCAUACAUAGAAACCCAAAUCAAUGCCGUCUCACCGCUACGACGCGCCCUGUGGAUUUUAUCUCCCCUGAAGUUUGUGUUCCUGAUGUUAACUAUAUGCUGCUCAUAGUGGUGAGACUGAGGACACUUUCGUCGUUGAUCUGGCAGUUGGUUUGUCCACGUGUAAGGUGCUCCUGUAAGGAAAAAAGUGAAUAAAAGUGACAUAAGAUUAUUCUUACCCAAGGUGCAGGAAAGACUCGAGCUUCAACAAGGGUCAGAUUAAGACUGGAGCACACCCUGCCGAUCAGAGCGUCUUGCCAAAUACAACCAGAUUUUCUGAUGUGAAAACAAAGAACCAACAGAAACGAAUCUAAUGGGCCAUAAUGCUGGUCGCACACCAUUCAUAGACAUCUCGAACACAAGCAUUACAGGUGAUCAAAAUGGAUCGAACUCGCUUAGACCAAUAGUCGAUGCUAAUGAACGUAAGAGGCAAAGGGAUAAGGAAAGAUAUGCCACGAUGUCCAUUGAACAAAAGAAUGAGAAAAAUAGGAAGCGACGUGAAGCACGUCAACGAAAUAAAGGACUACCCAUAAAGUCCGAGUCAUCUAGAGAAGACAUUAAUACGAAUCAGACACGUGAGGCGGUCAACGUUGAAAUAAGUCGAGAUGUGCAUCUUGGUUCAGGUCCUAUUAAAAACACUCCAUCGACUGGUAAUUCUAUCGAACGAAAGAGGCAAAGGGAUAGAGAAAGGCGUGCAACAAUGUCGGCUGAACAAAGGAAUGAGUACAAUAACAAGCGUCGUCAAAUGCGUCAACGAAAUAAGGGACAAAAUGUGAUGCCAGCUAUUUCAGGAGAUGGCGACAAAAAAGUAAAUGUGGAUCCAGAUGAUGAUAGCGACUGGCUGCAUCGGAACGAGACAUUCCAGUCAAAUGACUAUGUCGCAACGACAGACCUUCUGCCACCAGGCAGUGUGCAUGAAUCUGUUGGUACCAUUGGGGAAUCGGGUAUCGGCGUGAGGGAGUAUAGGCUUGAACGCCUUAGGUUGUAUAAUCAGACACCAAAGCGGAAAGAGGCAAAGAUAGAGUACAUGAGAAAACGUAGAGUGCUACAGGCUGACACUUUGAAUGUUGUGUCCAUCGCCAUGGAAGACCCAACAUAUACCCCUGAGGUUGUGCACCCUGCAACGGAACCUUCAACAGUUAUCGCCUGUGACUGGGUCAUCCCUGAAUUCGUUAGGACACCUUUCCUACCAGCUCAAACACAGACCGAGGAUGUCGGUUCAUUUGAUAUGUCUACUGAAGCAAUAAAACGUAAACAUCAUGUGCCGCGUGGGGAAAGACAAGCUAUCUUAGCCCGUCGAAACCAGCAAUUUCAAGCAUCCAUUGCAAGGAACGUGACUACUUUGAAUGGGGAUACUAUCGGUGACGCCAACAACAAUGCACAAUGUAGUGUUCCAUGCCAAGCCGCUACCUUGCCAACAAAUGGAAGUGAAGGCAUAACCGAACAAGCAAGUGGGGUGGAGCAUACACAAGAGAAGCCAAGGGUCAUUUCCAAUGAUGAUGAUGAUGAGACUGUCAUAUUCGGAGAAGAUGAUGACGACGACGAGAGAUACAUAUUCGCUGGCCAAUAUGAGGAGACUGACAAGGACAUUAAAAUCGAUGGUACUCAAGAUGAAUCUACUGGCACUGAUGUGCCUGACCCGUACGACAAGGUAUACAGUAACCUCCCUGAAGAAACGCAUAUGCUGAAGCCAGUUCCUGACUGCGGUUAUUGCACUGCGAAGAAGUUUGAGUACGAGCCACCUGGGUUUUGCUACUGUGGUGGGAAGGUUGAGCUAGCACCACUGGAUACCCCUCCCCAGCUCAGGAGGUUGUGGGAUAGUGCAGACUCUGAUGCUAAGCACUUUCGUGAUAACAUUAGGUUUUUUAAUGGCCAUUUCUCUUUCACUUCUCUGUACUGUUGCCUCGAUAGUAUGACAACUAAUGUGCGAGAUUCUGGUAUAUACACGUUCCGAGCACAAGGCAUGAUGUACCACAAUAUCAAGUCAUUCGGUAAGGAAGGUGGGUCAGAGCAUAAACAUCUAGAGCUUUACUUUUACGAUGAUGAUCCCAGUCUCGAGCAUCGGUACCGUAAGUGUCGUGAAGAGCAGCUUCAGAAAGACAAAGAGGUUAUUAAACAGAUAGUUGGCAUACUCCAUGGAAACCCGUACUCCGAGCACCUUAGGAGCAUGGGCCAUGUUGAGAACCUUGAUGACUAUCAUAUCGCAUUGAACCUUGACCAGACUUUGAACCAGAAGACAUAUAACACGCCUCUCACUUCGGAGGUGGCUGCUGUAUGGAUCGAGGGGAGCGAACGGCGAGGCCAGUUCAGCAAGAGUGUUAUGCUACAUGGGAAGGAUAGGUCAAGCCACGGCAUUCGCUCAUACCAUGGAUGCUACGAUGCACUAUCGUAUCCACUGUUCUUCCCUAGAGGUGAACUUGGAUGGCAUGCAAAUAUCCCAAAGGUUGGUGUAUCCAUGGAUGAAGUGGAUGCAUACCGUGCGACACAUAGGGCAAACAAUUCAAACGAUGAAGAUGCAGGUUAGUUGUUUCUUUGUACUUUAGGAUUUUUGCACAUUAUUAACUAUUCUUUCAACAUCACUCACUUUUCAAUCCUUGCGUAUGCAGAAUCUCCUACCCAUUUAUGUGUGUCCGUACGUGACUACUACUGCUACAAAUUCCAGAUUCGUCCCGGUGUAUUCAAUCCAAUACUUCAUGGAAAGCGGCU